Messenger RNA from Morone saxatilis (striped sea-bass), 2863 nucleotides. RefSeq lists its product as uncharacterized. Bases 636 to 1535 code for a protein of 299 amino acids. The record is from RefSeq and is a predicted model, not a curated record. NCBI's taxonomy places the organism in Eukaryota, Metazoa, Chordata, Actinopteri, Moronidae. The transcript is spliced from 7 exons.
AUAAAAUAUUAUACUGUAAGCCUGUACAAUUAAACAUGGAAUAACACAACAUAAUAUAGUUUGCUUCAUGUUCACAGAACCUUAUUCCUGAAUGCAUUUUCCCACUACAGUAACUUGUGCCGCAACAAAACGGAAACAGAUUAUAUUUGUUAUUAUGUUGCACAACAAUAAUUUGUUAUAACAAUUUCCGGCGGCCAUUUCACAUAAUAAGCACUUUUACUGCAUAUAGUACAUUUAGCUGAAAAAUACUUGUACUAGUAGUUCACCAGUAGUGUACUUUUUACUCAAGAAGAGUUUUUAAUGUAGGACUUCCUUAUAACAAACUUUACAUUAUUAACUAACAUACAGCUGCAUGUUCAAAUAGUUGAACUAGAUAAUGAAUAGAAAUAAUAAUAGAAAAACAAUGCAAAAAAAAAAGGUCUUUGUUGACGUUCACAAGAUUUGCAUUCAGUGUUUUUCUGUUGACUUCUUCUCUAGGCAUCACAAUUCAUGAGGAGGACUAUGGGGACACAAUCAGAAUAUGGCUGUCCACAACGGCUGUAUCACUGGAGUUCACCCCGAUCGACAGCUCCGAUGUGAUAAUCUUGUGGAAGCGUGAUGACCCCUCAGCCCAAGAGGACCAAAGGAGGAAGGAGAUGGGCAACUACUUUAUGAUAUAUAAUUCAACCCAGGGAGACAGUGGUGGCUACAGAACAAAAGACAAACAUGGGCUCAGUUUAUCUUACACAUACAUUAGGGUUGUAGCAAUAAAGAAGUUGUAUAAACCGCAACCUGGUAACAUGAUCAAGUUCGUUUUCCCCCUGGAAUUAAACUCCUGCAACAUUCAGUUCUUCCAAGAAGGUGACGAAAGAGGGACUGACAUGGUCAAGAAUGGCGUGCGGCUGUAUUUCGAUAAAUCUCAAUGCGCAGAGUGGGAGAUGUUAAGGCCAUGUAGCCUUCAACUAAAAUAUGCCGAAACGGCAUGCAGCGGGCGCUAUCUGGGCGUAGAUCAAAAUGGCCAUACAGCCUUAGAGGCGACACUGGAAGUGGAGUCAGCAUCUUCUGAUACAUCUCCAAUCGGUGUUGGACUUGGUAUUUUCUUUAUUGUAAUGGGCUGCUGUGGCUGCUUGAAGCACUGCUGCUGUGGAAAGAGCUCCUCCAAAAGUGACGAACCUGAGACUCCGGAUGAGGAGCCUGUAGUGCAGCCCCGUCAGUAUGAACAUAAGCCUGUUGGACCGAUCAGAGAACCACUGAGUCCUCCUGCUGAAACACACUACCCUGCUCUGCCCUCGUAUGCUCCGACUGGUCCAUUGAUACAUAAUCCUCCUGCAGUGGAUGCACCGCCGUCUUAUUCUGAGAUACACAUUCCUCCUGCAGUGGAUGCACCACUGUCUUAUUCUGAGGUUCCAGCUCCAACUGUCCCCUUCCUCUCUGAGCCCGGGCAGCGGUUUGAACUUCAGGGGAACGCCUUUUCUUCUUCUUCUUCUUCUGCCCCACUCAGCUCGGACUCACCUACCUGUUAUGUUUAUACCUCAGACAAAUUAAACCUCCUCUGAAAGCCCGGAGUUUGAAAGGUACACUCAAAUGUGUAAACUCACUCUUUAGUGCAACAUUAAAGAAUUAGUUCAGCAUUUUGGGAAAUACAAAUAUUCACCAGUGGCCUCCUGGAGCCUCUGCCGGUUGCCUGGCAACUGGUCCCAGCAAAGAAAUAGUCUGGCACAGAAGCCCCCACAUAAAACAGCAAAUUGUGACUGUUUUGUGGAUAAAGAAACAAGUAUAACGUUAAAUAACAAGCUUUAGAAGUGCUCGUAGGAGAGUGGCAUCAAUCUUCUCAUCUGAUUAUCUGCAGGAAGCAAAUAUAACAUAUUUCAUAAAAUGUUAGACUAUUGUUUUAACAUUGACAGUUUUUGUGGGACCUGCACGUCUACUCCUCACACAGCUAUAGUAUCUGUUCUUCCAGAUACUGCAAUUUCCACAAUGUUUAACUGGGCCAACGUUUAUGAGAGUAAGAGUGAAGACAAUUUUUUGCAUCUGAGUUGGUCCCAUUUAUUUAAUUUUUUUAGGGUCUUCUAAAGCUGCAUGUGUCACUAACAGAGUAUGAGACUUCGUACCCCAGGAUCACAGGUUCAAAGCCAUAGGCAAAACAGAAAUUUUCACUUAAAAACAUGUACUUGAAAUUAACAGUGCCUGCAUUAUGGACAGUAAUGUUCUACCUCAUGAGUCUCACUUAAAGAGAGGUACAGGUUUUCAUAAUACUGAGUGAAUAACUUUCUCAUCCAUGCACUUCUGUCAGGGAUGCAGCAUGUUUUUGUAGACCAGCUUUACUUUUCAGGGAAGAAACAAACACAAAGUAGCCUUAUAUCUGCAAACUCUCUGUAUUUAUAUAUUAUAUAUAUCUAUGUCUCUCUGUAUUUAAAAAUAGAAGACAUUUCCCUUUCUCUUGGGAUUGCUGUAGGUGUUUAUAUAUACUGAUAUAUAGCUAGUGUAUUGGGGUGUAGAUAAAUGUUUUUUAAUAUAAGAUUCAUAAUAUAUUGAUUGUGUAAAGAUAUCACGUGCACUGCUGGCCUUUUCUUUGUACAUAUUUUCAAUGGUGGGUGGCACAAUGGUAUAUAAAUACCUCUGUGCUGCACUCAUGUCAAUCCAAGUCUAAACUUGACGACAGCAGCAAUGUGUUUCUUUCUCCAUUUUAUCACUCUCACUCUCAAUAUAGGAUAUACUAAACACAACAGGAAGUUAAAUAUUUAUUGAUUCAAUAGAUUGAAUCGUAAUUUCAUUUCAUUUAAAUUGUUUAUUUUUGCAUUUCUGUGAGCAUCUGGUGUUUGUAUGUUAGUGUACUUAGACCUUGUGUCAGGUGUAUUAAAGCUAAUAAAAUCCUCCUGAAUGA